Ostertagia ostertagi is the source of this 1020-nucleotide messenger RNA. NCBI's taxonomy places the organism in Eukaryota, Metazoa, Nematoda, Chromadorea, Rhabditida, Trichostrongylidae. The record is from the annotation of a GenBank genome assembly.
AUGGGACGAGACUUUCUGGUUACCAGAGAAUGUCUCAUGGUGGCGAUGAGGGAUAUAUGGGAUGAGACUUUCUGGUUACCAGAGAAUGUCUCAUGGUCUGACAUGAAGGAUAACGAUAAGGUGCAUUAUCCACAUGUGGCGGACCUUCAAUAUACAAUAAUCUUAGGUUUUGCCUUACUGGUGUUGCGGUUACUACUGGAAUCAUUUGUGUUCUUACCAAUUGGUUGGCUGGGAGGAUGGAUUCGUGCACCAUUGCUACCUCAAAUAUGGGCACAUAUAUCAGGUGGAUUUGCGGGAAAAAGUAAAUUCAAACGGGUCGCUGAAUGUGCGUGGCGGUUGUGCUUCUAUGUAUGUGCAUGGACAGCAGGCUUGUUUAUACUAAUCGGAGAACCACAUUUGAAAGAUGUGUCUGAAUGUUGGCGUGGUUGGCCCCAUCACAACGUCUCCACGUCAAUCUGGUGGUAUUACAUUGUAGAAGCUUCCUUCUACUGGGCUCUUUUCAUUGGGACUUUAUGUGUCGAUAUUCGUCGAGCGGAUUUCCUCCAGAUGAUGCUCCAUCACGGUAUUACAAUAUUACUACUUUAUCUGAGCUGGACGAUGAAUAUGGUCCGUGUAGGAACACUUGUGCUAUUCAUACAUGAUGCAGCCGAUAUUUUCAUCGAGGUGGCGAAAAUUAUUCGUUACGCACAUUGGGAAAUGGCUUUGAACAUCAUUUUUAUUAUUUUCCUCGUCGUAUGGACCGCAACACGUCUUAUUUACUAUCCAUUCUGGAUUAUACGAUCGGUGUGGUUUGAUGCUCCCGAACUGAUUCAGUCCUCAUAUCGAUGGACAAAUAUAUGGCAAAGGCCGUUGGUUCCCCGUGUACUAAUGGUGAUGCUAUCCUUGCUUCUUGUGCUUCAUAUUUUCUGGACAUACGUCAUAUUGAAAGUGGCGUACAAAUCCAUAAAAGGAGGAGAACUGGGCGAUGUGAGGGAAGAAAGCGAUUCUGAAGACGAUUCUCCAUCGAAGUCUAAAAAGGAG